This is a messenger RNA of Kazachstania africana CBS 2517, 1173 nucleotides long. RefSeq names its product Mei4p (gene MEI4). The record is from RefSeq and is a predicted model, not a curated record. Bases 1 to 1173 code for a protein of 390 amino acids. Lineage: Eukaryota; Fungi; Ascomycota; Saccharomycetes; Saccharomycetales; Saccharomycetaceae. The transcript is spliced from 2 exons.
AUGCACUGUAAGAGCCGUGGUAUGGAAGAAGAAGAUUGGAUUAUAUGUCUGUCAGUGAUUAAACACCGCAAUCCUCUCCUAUGGCAAAGAACUGUUGAUCUAUAUGCUUGCAAGUCAAUCAAGUGCAAGCUCGUUGACUUCGAGGAAUGUAUUAGAAAACCAUUGGCGCCACUUUUCAAUGUAACUCGUGAUAUAGCUAGGCGGCUAAAUCUCGUUCAUGAGUUUAAUGUAAGUUUGAUACAUAAAGAAAGAAAAAAGCUAGAUUCUAUUGCUGUGGAUAGAAUCAAAUGUCUCAGGAAUUUCAGUAGUGGCCUCAAUAAACAGAAUGUAACUAGGUACGUUCUGCCGAAAUAUGACUUACUACUUUUCUUAUUAUCUACAUCAAACUUGAAAGUGUGUCUGACAAUUGAUUUUGAAUCCUGCUACAAAUACCUUGAGGCCUCUCAAAACUUAUUUCUUUCAUUUUGUUGCUUUCAGGUACAUAGUGUAGACGAUGCCAAGUAUGUGAACCGUUUGUUGUUUGACACACUCAUAAUGAGCUUUCUCAAGAAAAGUUUAGACGAAAAAUACAUCCAAGACAAGAUGGAACAAUUGGGACCUUUCGUUAAAAACAAGAAAACUUUAUUUGACAUCAAUUGGAAGGUUUAUUUCACACUUCAUUUCCAAUUCUUUCCCAAUUUUUUGAAUUUGAAAUUGAAAAUGUGUCAAGGAGCUGAAGAUUUAAAUGAGGUAAAGGAGCUCCUGCAUAUUGUGGAAAAUAUUUGCUUCCUAAUUGAGAGUCUGUUGCAUUUCUCACAUGCUAUGGAUAAAGAACAGGUAAAAUGUAAUAAUUUGAAGGACCAGAGAUCAAAAGCUUACGUCGAAAUUUUCUUAAACAGAUCUACUUCAAUGCCGCAGAAAUACAUCAACCAAUUCAAGUCAAAAAGUUCAACUCUGGAGCAUAUUCCCGAAAAAAGAAACACUAGGCACGCGCUACAGUGCUUAUUGCAAGUUCUGAAUAAGAUAAAUUGGUCUCUCUUCGAAAAAUUUAUAUCUUCAAGUUUAUUGAAUACUAAGAAAAUAAUUACGGCGAGAAUUUAUAUCCAGGCGGCUCUUUUAGUGAUAGGAGACAUGAAUUUAGUUGCUCAGUUUAGACUACUAAAAUGGCCUCGGUGGGCAUUUGAACUUCAAUAA